Messenger RNA from Corythoichthys intestinalis (scribbled pipefish), 2692 nucleotides. RefSeq names its product tyrosine-protein kinase CSK. Lineage: Eukaryota; Metazoa; Chordata; Actinopteri; Syngnathiformes; Syngnathidae. Gene Ontology annotation, molecular function: ATP binding; non-membrane spanning protein tyrosine kinase activity; protein binding. Gene Ontology annotation, biological process: protein phosphorylation; regulation of Fc receptor mediated stimulatory signaling pathway; adherens junction organization. The transcript is spliced from 13 exons. The record is from RefSeq and is a predicted model, not a curated record. The coding region runs from base 343 to 1695 and encodes 450 amino acids.
ACUCGCCCCGUUGCGCAUGCGCGGAGACCAUUUCCUCUCUGCAAGCAGAAGGCCCCUCUCUCUUGUUGCCUUACCAUACACACGCACACAAAUACACAAAUAAACACACAUGAUCGACAGGGCGCACACUAGCGUCAAGUCCACGCAGCGUUUGGGAAAUUGUCAAAAAUUCAAACCGCAGCAGCCGAACCUGGAUGCACCCCGCCGCAGUCACCCCUAUGGACCACCGUCGCUAGUUUGUCGCAGCCCGCUUGGUGGACGCUUUUUCUCGGGCUCUGAUGGUACCAACUGAACAGUGAGCGUUACCUGCCUGAGGACACCUGUUGCCCAUUUCCUCUCAUUAUGUCUGGGAUCCACGCACCGUGGUCAACGGGCACUGAGUGCGUAGCCAAGUACAACUUCCAGACGGCCAAUGAGCAGGACCUACCCUUCUGCAAAGGAGACGUGCUGACCAUCAUCGGCGUUACCAGAGAUCCUAACUGGUACAAAGCAAGGAACAUUGUGGGAAGAGAGGGAACCAUUCCGGCAAAUUAUGUCCAGAAGAGGGAAGGCGUCAAAUCAGGAGGGAAACUCAGUCUCAUGCCUUGGUUCCAUGGCAAGAUCACCCGCGAGCAGGCCGAGCGGCUCCUCUACCCUCCCGAGACGGGCCUGUUUUUGGUGCGCGAGAGCACCAACUACCCGGGCGACUACACGCUGUGCGUCAGCUGCGACGGAAAGGUGGAGCAUUACCGCAUCAUUUACCACAACGGGAAGCUCACCAUCGAUGAGGAAGAGUACUUCGACAACCUCAUGCAGCUGGUGGAGCACUACACCAAAGAUGCCGACGGCCUGUGCACCAGCCUCAUCAAGCCCAAGUUGAUGGAGGGCACUGUGGCGGCGCAGGACGAGUUCUCCAGGAGUGGCUGGGCGCUAAACAGAAAGGAGCUGAAACUUCUACAGACCAUUGGAAAAGGAGAGUUCGGAGAUGUGAUGGUGGGAGACUACCGAGGGACCAAAGUGGCAGUCAAGUGUAUCAAAAACGACGCCACGGCACAGGCUUUCAUCGCAGAGGCUUCCGUCAUGACGCAACUGAGACACAACAACCUGGUGCAGUUGCUUGGAGUCAUCGUAGAGGAGAGGGGAAGCCUUUACAUUGUCACAGAGUACAUGGCCAAGGGCAGCUUGGUUGACUACCUGCGCUCCCGAGGACGGACCGUGCUCGGAGGGGACUGUUUACUGAAGUUUUCCCUGGAUGUGUGCGAGGCCAUGGAGUACCUGGAAGCCAACAACUUUGUCCACAGAGACCUGGCAGCACGCAACGUGCUAGUGUCAGACGACAACAUCGCCAAGGUUAGCGACUUUGGUCUCACCAAGGAGGCCUCGUCCAUACAGGACACCGCCAAGCUGCCCGUCAAGUGGACCUCGCCUGAAGCCCUGAGGGAGAAGAGGUUCUCCACCAAGUCGGACGUCUGGAGUUACGGAAUCCUACUAUGGGAGAUCUAUUCCUUUGGCCGCGUGCCUUACCCUCGAAUUCCGCUGAAAGAAGUGGUGCCCCGCGUGGAGAAAGGCUACAAGAUGGACGCCCCCGACGGCUGCCCGCCGGUGGUGUACGACCUGAUGAAGCAGUGCUGGACCCUGGACGCGGCGGUGCGGCCGUCCUUCCGUAUGCUGAGGGAGAAGCUGCAGCAUAUCCGAGCCAAAGAGCUCUACCUGUGAAGCGGUGCGCGGGCGGCGAUAAUACGGGUGGGAGGGAUUCCAAACCAAGGGACCACAGCAAGCUUUCCUCCCGGACGCGCCCCCCACUCGGCUUCUCUUAAAGGACCCACUUCCUGUUUGUGUUGUAAAGCUUUUCGCCCAGUUCGCCGCUCUUUUCCUUCCUCCUCUUCCUCUCCACCUCUGUUGAACACGGCAUUAAGUGGAGGGGAGGCUGGCCUUUUCCUCCACGUUUGUCAGGUGCUCACUCUCCACACCAACUCCUUGCAUGUCCCAUCUCGAGCCCCUUCCCUCCGCUGGCCGUGGUUUAUAGGUGUGGGGCCUUCGCUCUGUGCCAAAGUGCCUCCAGAGCUCCACAAACAAGCCACCGCUGUCUUUUUUUCUUUUUUUAAUUAUGACAUUUUUUGUUUCAGGGAGGUUAUCAAACCAGUUUUCUAGUGCCGUCUUUAUUUCUCCCAAAUUUGUUGUCAUGUCUCCAAAUAUUUUCAAGGGGUCCAGGAGUCAUGGCAGACAGGCAGAAAUAGGGGAGAGGGGGCAAGACAAGGACAAGGAGCAGCCCCUGAACGUCAUCAUACGUGGGCUAGUUUUUUUUUUUUUAUAUCAAAUAUAUUUAAAGGAUUAAAAAAAAAAAAAAAAAGACUGACUGGGACAGAGAAUUUACAAAAAAUGUAUAAGGCGGGAGGGGAACGGCAGUGCAUGCAGUGUAUGUGUGAGAGAGUGACUGUGGAUGUGUGAGAGGCCUUCGAUUCAACUGUCAGUGCUUUCAGUGUUCAUUGUUUUAUUAUGCUAUCAUGAAUAAAUCAUUCCAUCUGAGUAGAUGUUGGGAAAGUGACGUUAUCAUUGAUCCGGGUUGGAAACAUGAAAGCAUCACCCUGUGAAGUUGGCCCUCCAUCAGAUGCAAAUUUAUACAAAAUAUUAUAUCAAUAGUUUGUGCUGCUAUAUUUUUCAGAUAUUUACAAUACUUUUAUACAGUGUAUCACUAAAAUGAGUACACCCCUCG